GCAAUUUCUAUGUGUUUAUCCAUAUAUUGUAUCUAUAUAUACUAACAUCCCGAGCUGAGAAUUUGAAGAAAUUAAACUAUCUAUCUACCCACCAAACUAUUCUAUUAAGCUUCACCGCAAAAAUGGUGAACUCCGACGGCCGGCAACUGUUCCAGAGCGUGGUGGUAAUGAGGCACGGCCCCCGCCUCGAUAAUUUCGAUAAGCUCUGGGCUGCCACGGCGGACCGGCCCUGGGACCCACCACUUUACAGCCCCGGCAAGAGCCUGGCUUUCGACGCCGGGAAAAAGAUCCGGGAAGAGGUCGGAGCUCCGAUCCACAGGGUCUUCGUUUCCCCUUUCCUCCGGUGCCUUCAGACCGCGUCGGAGACUAUCAGAGCCCUCUCCGAAGAGCCCGAUAUCGCCGGCGCCGCCGGAAAUCCUCCCAAAAUCAAGGUUUCUGUUGAGUUUGGAUUGUCAGAGAUGUUGAACACAAUAGCCAUAAGACCUAAAGUGGCUCCCAAAGAUGGAGACUUCAAAUUUGUCAUCUCACAGUGUGAAACUCACUUACCACCUGGAACCAUAGACCACACUGCAGAACAAGUCUACAAAAAGCUGCCGGAGUGGCAAGAAACACAACCAGAUGCAAGGGCUAGGUACAUGGAAGUCCUUAGAGCACUUGCUGAUAAAUACCCUUCUGAGAACUUGCUGCUCAUCACGCACGGUGAGGGAGUGCUGUCUGUGGCUUCUGCAUUCAUGGAGGGUGAUAUUAAGUGGGUUGAAUACUGUGGAUAUUCACACCUGAGGAGAGCUAUUCCGGCGGCCGGCGAGAGCUGCCAGUCCUUUGCCGGUGAAGACUUCACGGCGCAGAGUGAAUUUGGGUUUACAUUCCAUGACUCGUCUGCUAAGCCCAGCCCGUCGUAGUAUAAUUAAGUGUAUAAAUUAAUAAUCAUUGCUUUUAUGUUUUUGCGUUCUUGAAGUCCCAUUAUUGAUAUGUAAUCAGUUGUCCGGCCGUUCUUUUGGCUACGAUCAUAUAUAUGUUUAAGUCCAGUUUCCGGUGUUUAAUCUCUCUAGUUUUUUAUCGAA
Molecule: messenger RNA, 1061 nt
Organism: Ipomoea triloba (trilobed morning glory)
Lineage: Eukaryota; Viridiplantae; Streptophyta; Magnoliopsida; Solanales; Convolvulaceae
Exons: 4
Coding region: 123-899 (258 amino acids)
Source: RefSeq, a predicted model, not a curated record